Messenger RNA from Hemibagrus wyckioides, 3632 nucleotides. RefSeq names its product 6-phosphofructo-2-kinase/fructose-2,6-biphosphatase 2b (gene pfkfb2b). Gene Ontology annotation, cellular component: cytosol. The record is from RefSeq and is a predicted model, not a curated record. The transcript is spliced from 17 exons. Gene Ontology annotation, molecular function: fructose-2,6-bisphosphate 2-phosphatase activity; 6-phosphofructo-2-kinase activity; ATP binding. NCBI's taxonomy places the organism in Eukaryota, Metazoa, Chordata, Actinopteri, Siluriformes, Bagridae. Gene Ontology annotation, biological process: fructose 2,6-bisphosphate metabolic process; fructose metabolic process. The coding region runs from base 244 to 1842 and encodes 532 amino acids.
GGCGUCUCGUUGCCUUGGAAGGUCGUCAAAGCCGGUCUGCGCGCGCGCACGGUGCAAGGACGAUAAUUUUGCCCUUACAGUCAUGCGUUAUGGCUUAAAUAUAACAUAAACCCUCUGCCUCCUGAAGCCAGGCAACAACGGAUUUCUGUGUUGUGUUCUCCAGAGCCCUGAUCCUCGGUGAUACUCCUGCAGGUGCAAGAGUGCAUGUGUUCGUAAAGCAAAGCCUGUGGAAGAACCUGCAGCAUGUGUGAUGAAGCCAAGAGAGCAGAGCCCAGGGCCAACGGGAAGCAAUGCUCAUGGGCAUCUUACAUGACCAACUCGCCAACUCUGAUCGUCAUGAUCGGCCUCCCAGCGCGAGGCAAGACCUACAUGUCGAAGAAGCUCACACGUUAUCUCAACUGGAUCGGCGUUCCAACAAAAGUCUUUAAUCUGGGGGUCUACAGAAGAGAGGCGGUGAAAGCAUACAAGUCCUAUGACUUUUUUCGACAUGACAAUGAAGAGGCCAUGAGAAUAAGGAAGAAGUGUGCAUUGGUGGCUCUGCAAGACGUGAAAGCUUACCUGAAUGAGGAAGGAGGACAAAUUGCUGUAUUUGAUGCUACAAAUACAACCCGAGAGAGACGUGAUCUCAUCCUGAAUUUUGUGAAGGAGAAUGCGUAUAAGGUGUUUUUUGUGGAGUCCGUCUGUGACGAUCCGGAUGUUAUUGCUGCUAAUAUUUUGGAAGUGAAGGUGUCGAGUCCAGAUUACCCAGAAAGUCACCGAGAACGAGUCAUGGAUGAUUUCCUGAAACGUAUCGAGUGCUACAAAGUCACUUACCAACCACUGGAUCCUGAUGAUUAUGACAAAGAUCUGUCCUUCAUUAAAGUGAUGAACGUAGGCCGCCGUUUCCUGGUGAACCGCAUACAGGACUACAUCCAGAGCAAGAUCGUCUACUACCUCAUGAACAUCCGUGUGCACUCCCACUGUAUCUACCUGUGCCGGCACGGCGAGAGUGACCACAACGUACAGGGUCGCAUCGGGGGUGACUCGGAGCUCUCACCCCGCGGCAAGCAGUUUGCGGCAGCUCUGCGUGGGUUCAUUGAGGAGCAUGGCUUGUCAGAUCUGAAGGUCUGGACCAGCCAGCUGAGGAGAUCCAUUCAGACAGCCGAGGCUCUGGGAGUGCCAUAUGAACAGUGGAAGAUCCUGAAUGAGAUUGAUGCGGGUGUGUGUGAGGAGAUGUCCUACGAGAUGAUUCAGAACUCCUUCCCGGAAGAGUUUGCGCUUCGAGACCAGGACAAAUACCAUUAUAGAUACCCAGGAGGAGAGUCGUACCAGGAUCUGGUCCAGCGCCUGGAGCCAGUGAUUAUGGAGCUGGAAAGACAAGGGAAUGUUUUGGUCAUCUGCCACCAAGCUGUCAUGAGAUGCCUUUUGGCUUAUUUUCUGGACAAGAACGCAGACGAUCUCCCGUACUUAAAGUGUCCCCUCCACACCGUCCUAAAGCUUACCCCUGUUGCUUACGGUUGCAAAGUGGAAAUGUUUUACCUGAAUGUGGAGGCAGUGAACACACACCGAGACAGACCUUUAGGGCAACCUCGGAGGACUCCGCCCCCCCUGCUGCUCCGACGGAAUAGUUACACCCCACUGUCCAGUCUCGACCAGGUCAAACGUCCGCGCCUGUACAGCGCCGGAAACCGACCCUGGCUACCCCUCGCUCCCUCCCCCUCAGCCCUGCACUUCCCUGACACUCCUGAAGGGGCGCUGCUACACAGCCAACUUCGAGUAUCAGGCAGUUUUCUGAAUCCCUGUGCGAAGGAAUCGUCUUUGAAGGCGCAGAAGACGCCGCUGACUGUUUCCGCUUCUGAGUAGCCUGGAAGGUCUGGUGUAACUUCCACCCAACGCACAGCUUCGAUCUAGCACUAUGUAUAAAGCACUCUAUAAAAUCCCGCAUUAAUGACGACUGCAAUACUUUCACCCUCGUUAGCCCACUACGUGCCCUCAGGAGCGCCUGAUAUUUGCAUGUGCGCUUUUUGUGCACAUUUUACAAGCCAAGCUUUAAUGCUCCUUAGUUCGCAUGUGUGGGAGCUGAGAAUGUCAACAUUUAGCCAUGAAGCAGAGGUUAAAGGCCAUGUGUGAUUAUCCAUGAUAAACGUUUGUCUUUUAAAUUUACAGUAUUUAUUUCUUGUGGUUGUUUUUACUUUAAAUUUGUUUCUUUAAGAGAUGACUUUCAAAGACGUGUUAAUAAGUCAUGUUUGGGUGAUGGCACGAUUGGGGUAUUGUUUAGUCCUCAAUAAUAGUUUUUUUUUUAAAUAAAUAAAACAAACCCCUGCAUUUUACUCUUAAAUAAGUAACAGGGUUAAUGUAUUUAAUAUAAUAUAUUUGGGAUAGAAUUAGCAAAUGCACAAAGUGGGCUUAACUAACAGCCGUCCUGUUGACUUGAGCACAUUACAGUAGUAAAAAAUGUAAAUAAUAUAUUUAAAGAUAUUUUUAAAAUGAAUAAUUAACUUUCUGCUAAUAAUUUGGAAAACAGUGUUGUAAGUUCAAAGUGGCCUCAUCGGUCAUUAACAAAAAAAUCUACCAAAAUGAAGAAACAUUAAUGAGAGGACUUUGUUUUUCUCUGAUGAAUGACUUCUAGAAAAGGUGUUUCAUAUUUUUUUAUAUUUCCAGAUAAAGUGGUCUGGGCCUCGCAAGAAGUGCUUUAGAUAAAGUCAGUUAUUGAAACAAGCACAGUCUCAGAAAGAAAGGUACAAAACUGUACCUUUUAAGGUACAAGUGGCUCACUGGAGUGGUUUUACUGCUGGGGUGGUACAAUUUUGUACCUCUUUAUUUCCCAUUAGUUCCCAUUAUUUCAUUUAGUUCCCAUUUCGGGAACAUAAGUGUACCCUAAGGACCUAUUGUGUACCUUUUUAAAGGUACCAUUAUAUUUUUUGUUCCCCUAGGAACAAAAUUGCACAUCCGCGGUACCCUUUUUUCUGACAGUGCAGAUGCUGUAAAAAAGAUAUUACUUUCAUUAUUUAAAAAAUAUGUAUAUGUAAAUGGAAUAUCAGAGGGACAUAAAUGGCACCUCGGUCAUGAAAUCACCCAUUCCUGUGAUCUUGAUUAUCUCUUACUCAUAGAAUGGUAAACCUUGGCUGUAAAUGGAGACUUUAAACUCACAGAUUUAUUUUCUAUAGUCCAAAUAAGAAGAUACGCACAGAUAGUUAUCGAAAACUGGGUUGAACUGAAAUGUUGACUUUCUAUUUUUUUGGGAAAAUGUUUUGUGUUACUUAUUAUGAUCUUGAGAUUUGGGAUGAUGUCACAUUAUGUAUAUCUUUUAUUUUAUGUUAUAUAAUUUCACAGCAGAAAUGAGCUCAAGAUGUUAAAUCAUUUAAGACAUGUCUGAGAUGGUCUGAUUCUUGUACGUCAGCUGCAUGUAUCAUUUCCCACAUAUUGCUAGAUGUCUCUGAGCUUUUGUGCAAAACAGGACAAUGUUUGGUGCCAAAACAACAAAAAAAAAAGAAAAGCAAAGCAACAUCGAUCACGUAUCUAAUCCUCACACAGAGGCGCAGAGUAACAUCUUGUUAAUUUGUUGUUUUAAGAUAAUGUAAUUGUGUAUAUUCUGUCCUUUCUGCCUUUCGGUUAUUUGCUCUUUAUGUGCAAUAAAAGGCUCAAGUCCGUAA